AGCACUUUGAGGCUUAGCAUCGUACAUAUAUCUUCUCUGCAACUACUGCAAGCUAUGGCAGCACUAGAUGGGGUUUGCUCCACCUCCACCUACACCUUCACAACUGGUUUUAAUAGCUAUGAUGUGUUCCUCAACUUCAGGGGAGAAGAUACUCGUAAUAACUUCAUUGCCUUCCUUAACUUAGUUUUAAAAGAUAGAGGAAUCAAUGUCUUCAUUGAUAGUGAAAAAUUGUGGACUGGAGAAGCCAUUGGCCCAGCUUGCCUUAGGGCGAUCGCGAAAUCAAAAAUCUUGAUCCCCGUCUUCUCUAAAGGUUACGCGAAUAGCAAAUGGUGCCUGCUUGAACUUGCUCACAUACAUCAAUGCCACAUAUCUAACCAUCAAAUGGUCUUGCCCAUAUUCUUUGACGUUGAGCCAUGGCAUGUUCGAAAUCAGAUUGGAAGUUUUGGAGAAGCAUUUCGAGAACAUGAGAAGAAUUUCGAGCCCCAUAUUGUUGAGAGUUGGAGAGAAGCUUUGAGAGUGAUAGGGAAUUUGAAAGGAGAAGUUAUUGACAAAAACAAGGAUCAAGCAAAGAUAGUUGAAUUAAUUGUCAAAAGGGCUUUGGAUGAACUGAUCAGUUGCACGCACUUGGCUGAGUGUAAAUACCCUAUUGGAAUAGAUUCUCGUAUCGAAGAUCUAUUAUCUUUAUUAAAUAAUAAUUCCAAUGAUGUUCAGUUCGUGGGAAUCUGUGGUGUUAGUGGCAUUGGGAAGACAACCAUUGCAAAAGUUGUUUAUAAUCGCAUCCUUUCGACCUUCAAUAGACAUAGUUUUCUUUCAGAUAUAAAAGAACAAGCAAAGCAAUGCAUGGGUCUUGCAUAUUUGCAGAAGCGACUUCUUAAAGAUAUCUUCAAAACAGACUUUGACAUAGGUCAUUAUCAUAGAGGAACGAAAUUAAUAGAACAAAGACUCUGCGAAGAAAAUGUUCUUCUUGUUCUUGAUGAUGUGGAUAGUAAAGAACAGAUAGAUGCUUUGGCUGGUGAACUUCAUUGGUUUGGUCAAGGAAGUCGGGUCAUAAUAACAACCAGAGAUAAACAUAUCUUGAAUAUGGCUAAAAUUGAUAAAGAUAAAAUCUAUUGUCCUCAAGAGAUGGACCAUGAGAAAUCUCUCCAACUAUUUAGUUUGCAUGCCUUUUCAAUGGAUGAACCUCCUCAAGAUUACAUGCAACUUUCACAUGAUGUGGUGUGUUAUUUGGGAGGGUUACCUUCAACUUUGAAGGUGUUGGGGUCUUAUCUAUCGGACAUAAGUAGCAAAGAAGAAUGGAAAAGUACAUUGCGAAAAUUAAAAGCAGGUAAAACUUCUGUCUCCAGUAUUGCAUCUUUACGCACACAAAGAAAGAACACUUGUCCUAUGAAAUACAAUCCCCUUGGUUGGCGCCCAUCAGUUCAUGGAACCAUUGAAAUCAGCACCACUGUUACUAGAGUAUCGAAAGUCCUUGGAGGAUGUCUGGAUCUAAAUGGCUUCACAGCUACUAUUAGAGUUGGUAAGCGGUUCACAACAACAAAGAAUCAAGCUGCAAACUUCACUGGAGGAAAUCUGAAUCCAAAUGGCUCCACAGCUACUGAAAGAUUUGGUAGAUUUGGUGAGCCGUUCAGAAUGCAAGAGAUGCGAGCUGCAACAAAGAAUUUUGAUAAAUCAUUGAUGAUCGGAUGUGGUGGCUUUGGCACAGUUUACAAAGGUGUACUAAAUGAUGGCACUCCAGCAGCAUUCAAGCGUCACAAUACAAUAUCUUCUCAAGGCAGGGAAGAAUUUGAGAGAGAGAUUGAGAUGCUCUCAAAGCUCAGGCAUAUAAAUGUGGUUUCCAUGAUUGGGUUCUGCAAGGAAAAGGAUGAGAUGAUUUUGGCUUAUGAGUAUAUGGCAAAUGGGGCGCUCAGGAAGCAUCUCUUGGACAGUGACCUCCCACCAUUGACAUGGAAGCAGAGAUUAGAGAUUUGCAUAGGUGCUGCACGAGGACUCCACUACCUCCACACAUGGUCAGAGAUUGGUAUAAUCCACUUGGAUGUUAAGACAACCAACAUACUAUUGGAUGAGAACUUCGUAGCAAAGAUUGCUGAUUUUGGGUUGUCAAGAACAGGUUCUGCAUUUGAUGAUACUCAUGAUACUUAUUAUGUAAGAGGAACUUAUGGAUUUAUCGCUCCAGAAUACGCGAUGCAUGGGCAAUUCAAUAAAAAGUGCGAUGUUUACUCUUUUGGUGUAGUACUUAUUGAGGUUGCUUGCGGUGGAUUCUUUCGAGAACAUCGGUUCAACCUUAUAGAAUCAGUACCGCUCCUGAGAUCACUUGAAACCGUUGUGGACCGACGGCUUGAAGGGAAUUACUCUCCAAAAUCAUUGAAGAAAUUUGGGAAGAUCACAAAGAAAUGCAUUGCUGAGGAGAGUAAGAACCGACCCACAAUGGGGGAAGUGUUGCAGGAUUUGGAGUAUGCCUUGCAGUUGCAUGAAGCUUGGUUAGCAAGUGAUGGGGAAGAAUCCACCAGCUCCUCAUCAUCUGUUAGUACAAUUGAGUCCAAUGAUGAUACAGGUGGGGAAGAAGAAUAUUCCACAUGCUCCUCAUUGGUUGGUGCAGUUGGGUGUGAUGAUUUCUCUGAUCUGGUUAAUCCUCAAGGUCGGUGAGAACAGGAAAUAAUUUUCUAAAAAAUUUCUUCUACUCAAAAAGCCCAUGGCAACUUCUGAAGUUUUUUCUUGUAAUGUAAAUAUGAUAUAUAUUAGGCUAAUGAGAUUUGAGAGAGACAACUAUGAAGAAGCUCUUAAUAACGUCCAAUAUUGUGGUUAAUGGAGGUUUUUAUUUAUUUGGGUACUAAUUCUAUUUCUGUUGCAGAAAUGUUUCUUGAUUUUUGCUCAUUCUAUUGGCUUGGGCUGUACAUAUGUUAAUCUCUGAAAGAAACCUACCAAAUUCUUAAUGCAGUUGAGAAGAGCCUUUUGAGACAGUAGGUUUUUAUUAGGUAGAGAGCAGACCACUGUGAAAGUCAGAAGCAUUAACUAACAAAUGCCCAUAUUGAUAAUUAUAAUCUCAUUCCAUCCCAUAUAAAUGAACUCUUUGCUCUGUCUCUCUCUGUCUCUCUCUGUCUCUCUUUGUCUCUCUCUCUCUCUCUCUCUCUCUCUCUGAUGCUAUGGCAUCCAAAAUAGUCUUCCCUACCAUACAAUUCUUCAUUUUCUCUUGCAACAUAUUAUUUGUGGCGUCCUGCCAUCUGCUAGAUAAUGACCAGAGUACAGUGCCUGAUGAAGAUGGUAAUGGCUUUAUGGUUCCCCUUCCUCCCACAUUUCCUUCCCCACUUGAAUCCAUCCCCUCCCAAGCCAAGCCUCUACUCCCCAUACCCCCAUCUCUCCAAGUACCCUUCCUACCCCCUAACAAGAACUCAAACCCAACUCUAAGCUCAAUCAAUGACCCAAGCCCAAGUCCAAACCAAAACACAUUUUGGUCUCCCACAACUAUAACACCUACAGUCUUCCCCUUACCUACAAUUUCAACCAUUCCAACAUUCCCUCCUUUCCUUCCUACUGGGGUUCAGAGUUUAGGAUCUGGCUCAUUGAUAGGUGAGGUACAUGAGAUGCCAUGAAAUUUGCAGCUUGUGGUAAGGUUUGUUCCUGUGAUGAUGCUUCUUGUCAAGUGCCUUUUACCAGUUAGAUGUUCUUAUCUUUUGUAGCUAUGAAUCUGGCAAGAUAUAUGAUAGAGUCAGAUCUGCCAAGGAUUUUGUUAUUGUAACUAAGGUGUCAAAUCAAUGAAAUUAAAUAUUGCCAUCCUUAUCA
Macadamia integrifolia is the source of this 3777-nucleotide messenger RNA. RefSeq lists its product as uncharacterized. The record is from RefSeq and is a predicted model, not a curated record. The transcript has 2 exons. NCBI's taxonomy places the organism in Eukaryota, Viridiplantae, Streptophyta, Magnoliopsida, Proteales, Proteaceae. Gene Ontology annotation, biological process: protein phosphorylation; signal transduction; defense response. Gene Ontology annotation, molecular function: ADP binding; protein kinase activity; ATP binding. The coding region runs from base 55 to 2643 and encodes 862 amino acids.